CACUCACACUGGUGUUGUUGUGACUUUCGACUUGUAGUUUCACAAAAAAAAAAAAAAUCGCAUUAAUUUUUUUAUGUAUAAAAAAAUAGAGUUAUUUUUCCUGUGCCAAACUCUUUCUCCUUUGCAAGUAAAAUGAAGAGUUGCUCCCAAAUGCCUUGCGGGCUGGGCUGUGAUGCGCAGGUGCAGCCCCCCCCCGAGCGCCGCGCACGUCAGGUGACGUCGACAUCCGUUUUGACGUGUUUCGCUUUCAGCCUCAGCGUACGCGAGCACGCAUACAUGCUCGAGCACGCCCCCACCUAACAGUCUGGUCCUGACGAUGCUGCGAGUCUCCUUCAGCCUCCACCGCCGCCAGUUCACCAUGAAUCCUCCCGGUGGACGUCCAGUUCAGGCCGGCCCGGAGAGGAAGAAAAGCUCGCUCUGGUACAGACGCUCACUCAAGGGGAACAACGACCACCCGAGACAGCGACACAGCACCGACUCUCUGCCCAGAGCACCAAAGCCCAAACAAUUCCUAAUUGACUACUCUGAUCCGCAGCGAAUCACAAUUGUCCUGGAAAAAGAAGACAAUGAAACAUUUGGGUUUGAAGUUCAGCCCCACACUCUGCAGCUUCGCAGCAGCUCUGCAGUGGAGGUGUGCACAUUUGUGAGCAGCGUGGAGGACAACAGUGCUGCAGAGAUUGCCGGCCUGACCACAGGAGAUGUCAUCAUCACCAUCAAUGGUGACAGCAUUGAAGGAUUCUCUCAUCAGCACAUCCUCGAUUUGAUAAGCGGAUCAGGCAACAACUUAAAGUUGGAGACUGUAUGCGGUAGUGUGGUGAAAUGGAUCGAGCUGGAGAAGAGGGUGACCCAGCUUAAGCAAUCGUUGAGUGAGAAACUGGCGGAGCUGCAAGCGCUCACGUUACGGGAAGAACGUCUAAUUCGAGGCACUUUGAAAGAAAGCAACCUCUCCACAGAUUCCUCGGAGGUUCAGAACUCCCCGAUGGGCCACCGCAGCCUCCGCUUUUCCAGCGACAGCAGUUACAGGGGCUUGAUGAUGGAUGACAGCGAUCAGGGCAGCGUGUUCGGGGACCUGAGCUCACCAAGCCCUUGCGGCGUCAUCCAAGACGAUAACUUCUUCUGCCGCAGGUAUUCGUCCAGCUCCAGUCAUCUCCAUCACACCAUCGGCCGCUCCAGCAGCUCCAGUUUAGCCAGUAGCAGCGGGAGCAGCGUCGGCUCGCAGUCUCCCACCUGGGAUCGAGCGAGGGUCUCUUCUUUGUUUGGCACUCUGCCCAGAAAAGGCAAACGGACCAAUGUUCGGAAAAACAUCCUCAAGUUAAUUCCCGGACUGCAUCAGAGAUCGGUUGAAGAAGAGGAGACCUAAGGGAGCUUCUCGUGAAGUAAUUGUCAUCAUUUAUAGCACGUGACAGUUUGCAACUUCAAACACAAUUCAAGAUUAGGCAGUUCACCUUAAGUGAUGAAAAAUGAUGACGUGCAGAUUCAUCUUAAAGAGUGGUGCGAAUAACAACUUGCCACACCGUAAAACAGUUUGUUUGAACGUGAAAUACCCCACAAAAAACAAGGAAGAAUUGUCACGUGUGCUCCUCCUGCUCCUAAUGUAUGUGGUGUACUCAAGAUGAUCAACACUGCACACCACGCACAACUCAGAUUUCAACCAACAGUAGCGCUUGUCUCAGGAGAGUGCGGUGAAAGAUCACUCACACCCCACCUACGCAGCAAAAUAAUUGCUCAGGAUAAUCUUUUACAUACAUCUGAUUAUUGGGCUGACCAACACAGUCUCUUCAGACAAACCAAAAAUGGAAUCCCUAAAUUGAUCUCUGAGAGACUGAUUUCCAAGCAGAUUGAGGAUUCAAACUUCUGUACACCCCUGCCCCACACCAAAUAAUCGUACUCCUCUUACAGUGUGGUGUGUUUCAAAUGAUCCACAUAGCACACCAAACACAAUAAUAUCUCCAUUGGCAAUCAUGAGAACUCCUCCCGAGAAGAUCAGUCAAAGUUACUUUUCACAAAACCCAAACUCCUGGAUAAUCAGCAGGGAUAAUAUUUUCAGGACAUCCCAUGAUCGGGCUGACCAAUAGCGCACCACACACAUACAAUAUCUCUGUCCUCCUACUUCUACCUGACAAUGAGACUUCUGAGCCAAUGACAAUUACGAGUCUCCUUCCCCAAAACAUGUCUGUCGUACCAAGACCGACAUGUAAGAAUGACUUUGUAAGGGGGAGGGGGGGGAAAAAAAAAAAAAGCUCAGCUUGGUCCCGAGUAUCAAUAUGUUUGUUUGUACCCAGACUUCCAGUGUUUUGAGUGUCACAACCAAAAUGGCAACAGGGCAAUGAUAACAAUUCCAGUGUUCCUGUUUCUACAUAAUGGUUAUGUUAUUAUACACUUUAAUCAUCUGUGUUGGCUGUCUAAACUGGAGCGUUGGUGUUUUUCCGCACUUAGCACUCACCAUGUCUGUGGAUCUGGGGUGGGUGGCACAAAAGCAUUAUGAAAACUUCUGAGUGUGCAUCGAAUUUAUCUUCACAAGCGUUCUCACGUUAUAUUCUACAGCAUCCUACUAACGUGAAUAAAACGAGUAAAUGUGUUUCCUGCUUUGGUGGGAACGUGGUCACCGUACCGUAUGCGUGUCUGCGCCACAAAGGUUGUGUUCACGUAGCAAUGUGAAACGAGAGAAAACCAAAUCAGGCUCCUGCACGCUAUACGUACCCGCUUAGCUCAAAACAGGAUGUGGGUUACUGCUUCUGCUUUCUAUUCCAAAAUGUAUUUUCAUACAAUGUGAGCUUUUAUUUAUACAUUUAACUUUCACAGACAAACAUUUUUUUGGACAAGUGUUAUUUUACUUUGCAAAAACUGUUGGAAGUAUAGUGCGACCUGAAAUCUAUGUAAGAU
This is a messenger RNA of Syngnathoides biaculeatus (alligator pipefish), 2883 nucleotides long. It is a transcript of the gene cytip, whose product is annotated as cytohesin 1 interacting protein. The transcript has 8 exons. The coding region runs from base 317 to 1360 and encodes 347 amino acids. Gene Ontology annotation, molecular function: protein binding. Lineage: Eukaryota; Metazoa; Chordata; Actinopteri; Syngnathiformes; Syngnathidae. The record is from RefSeq and is a predicted model, not a curated record.